Molecule: messenger RNA, 2808 nt
Organism: Cuscuta europaea
Lineage: Eukaryota; Viridiplantae; Streptophyta; Magnoliopsida; Solanales; Convolvulaceae
Source: the annotation of a GenBank genome assembly
AAUUAUGGAACGUGAAAAGCAGCUUAGCAUCCUUUAUCAAAAACAGGGCCGGGCUACUCAAUUUGCUAACAAAGCUGCCCGUGAUAAAUGGCUUCAAAAGGAAAUCGACGAGUAUGAAAGAAUCUUGUCCUCAAAUCAUAAGCAGGAGAGUCAACUUCGUGGUGAAAUUAAGCAGCUUCAUAAAGACAUGAAGAUUCAUGAUGAUAUCAUCAUGCAUCGCAAAAAUGAAGCAGCUGUCAGGGAAGCUCUCAUAUCUGGAUAUCGGCAAAGUUACACUGCUUUUAAAAGACAGAGAGACGAGCAGCAUGAUGAGCGGAAGUCUUUGUGGGCGAAAGAGAGUGAACUUGCUGCUGAAAUUGCUCGACUCAAAGCAGAAGUUGAGAAAGCAGAGAAAAGCCUAGAUCAAGCAACACCUGGGGAUAUUAGAAGGGGACUGAGCUCAGUCAGGAGGAUAUGCAAAGUGCAUACAAUUCCUGGGGUAUUUGGUCCAAUAUUUGAGUUGCUUGAAUGUGAAGAGAGGUUCUUCACUGCUGUUGAAGUUACUGCGGGAAAUAGCUUAUUUCAUGUUGUGGUUGAGAAUGAUGAUAUAUCAACCCAAAUUAUUAGACAUCUAAACACAGAGAAAGGUGGGCGAGUUACAUUUAUUCCACUGAACAGGGUGAAGGCUCCUGAAGUUUCGUAUCCACAGAACAAUGAUGUGAUACCACUUCUAAAAAAAUUGAAGUUCUCCAACAGAUAUACAAAAGCAUUUGAACAGGUGUUUGCUCGAACUGUAAUUUGCCGGGAUUUGGAUGUUGCAACAAGAGUUGCCCGCACAGAUGGUCUUGACUGCAUAACUUUGGAAGGUGACCAAGUGAGCAAAAAAGGAGGCAUGACUGGUGGGUUUUAUGAUUAUAGGCGUUCAAGACUGAGGUUUAUGAGCAUUAUUAAGCUUAAAACAAUUUCUAUCCACGAGAAGGAAAAUGAACUGGUGGAUGUUAGGAAAAUGCUUGAAGAGAUGGACCAGAAAAUUAAUGAGCUAGUGGCUGAACAGCAGAAAAAUGAUGCUAAGUUGGCUCAUGACAAAUCUGAGCUAGAACAGUUCAGGCAGGACAUUGCAAAUGCUGAACGGCAAAAAAGUUCCAUUGCUAAAGCUGUUGAGAAAAAGGAGAAAUUGCUGGCCAAUGUUUUGACCCAAAUUGAUCAGCUUAGAUCUAGUAUAGCCAUGAAACAUGAAGAGAUGGGAACAGAACUUGUUGAUCACUUGACACCAGAAGAGAGAGAAGCUUUGUCACGCCUGAAUCCUGAAAUAACAAAUCUGAAAGAGAUGCUUAUAGCAUCCAAAGCAAAACGCAUGGAGACUGAAACAAGAAAAGCAGAGCUGGAGAUGAACUUAUCAACAAAUCUUGUAAGGCGGAAGCAAGAGUUGGAGGCAAUCAAAGUGGGUGUAGACAUUGAUGCGCUUAAUUCUGAAGCUGAUUUGAAGGGACAAGAAGUACUGGAGGUUCAUAAGUUGCUCGAGAACUUGAGCCAACAGAUUAAAAGGGUUUCUGUGAAUUUAAAUAAAAAAAAUUUGGAGCUGAAGGAGAUCAAAGGUGAAAGAGACAAGUUGAAGGCUCUGGAGGAUAAAUAUCAGGGAACACUUCAGGAUGAAAAGAGAGAACUGGAGCAACUCUUAAAUAAAAGGAACAUCUAUGUUGCAAAACAAGAAGAGUAUUCAAAGAAGAUUCGGGAAUUGGGUCCAUUAUCUUCUGAAGCUUUUGAAAAGUAUAGAAGGAAGAAUGUAAAAGAGCUGUACAAAUUGCUGCAUAAGUGCAAUGAGCAGCUGCAGCAGUUUAGCCAUGUCAAUAAAAAAGCAUUUGACCAGUAUGUAAACUUCACUGAGCAGAGAGAAGAACUCCAGAGAAGACAAGCUGAACUAGAUUCUGGUGAUGAGAAAAUCAAAGAACUUAUAUCAGUUCUGGAUAUGAGAAAGGAUGAGUCAAUUGAGCGUACAUUCAAGGGCGUGUCGAAGCAUUUUCGAGAAGUAUUUUCUGAGCUUGUCCAAGGUGGCCGCGGGGUUUUAGUUAUGAUGAAAAAAAAGGAUGGUGAGGAGGAUGACAAUGACGAUGCUGAUGAUAGGCCUCGUGCAGCUGAGGUUGGUGGAAGAGUUGAGAAAUAUAUUGGUGUUAAAGUGAAGGUGUCUUUUACAGGACAAGGAGAAACACAGUCUAUGAAACAGUUAUCUGGAGGGCAAAAAACAGUUGUAGCACUAGCUCUAAUAUUUGCCAUACAGCGAUGCGAUCCUGCCCCAUUCUAUCUCUUUGAUGAAAUUGAUGCUGCACUGGAUCCUCAAUACAGAACUGCAGUCGGAAAUAUGGUUCGUAGGAUGGCAGAUAUGGCAAACACCCAGUUUAUAACAACAACAUUUAGGCCUGAGCUUGUAAAAGUUGCUGACAAAAUAUAUGGUGUGACACACAGAAACAGAGUUAGCCGAGUUAAUGUGAUCUCAAGAGAAGAAGCUUUAGAUUUUAUCGAGCACGAUCAGUCUCACAAUGCUGAUUGAGAGCUUAGAAGGUUCCACCCCUCUUAUCUUAUUCUUUUUUCUUGUCCUAAAAUUAUCCCAUCUUUCAAAAUGAAAAGAUUGCACAAUUUUCAUUGUUUCUCUCUCUAAGUAAGUAUAAUUGUCAGUUUUGAUGCUUUACAUAAACUAAACUAGUAAAAAGCAUGCAAAUCAUAUAAGAAGAUACAAUAAGGAUAUAAGGAGUGUAUAACUAUCUUGUUUAAGUAUCUUGAAUGGUCAAGUACUGUAUUUGUUCUUUUGAACUUAAAUGCAACCUCCUUUCUGUU